Molecule: messenger RNA, 705 nt
Organism: Budorcas taxicolor (takin)
Lineage: Eukaryota; Metazoa; Chordata; Mammalia; Artiodactyla; Bovidae
Gene: DIRAS3
Product: DIRAS family GTPase 3
Exons: 1
Coding region: 1-705 (234 amino acids)
Biological process (GO): signal transduction
Cellular component (GO): plasma membrane
Molecular function (GO): GTPase activity; GTP binding; GDP binding
Source: RefSeq, a predicted model, not a curated record
AUGGGCAACUCCUGCUUCGGCCUCAAGGAACGCCUGAUGAAGCGGCUGCGGCCUCUGCCGACUGUGAUCGUCAUCCGCACCUGCCUGCCCCAGAGAAGGAGCAGAGAUUUCCGCGUGGUGGUGCUCGGCUCGGCCGGCGUGGGCAAGAGCGCGCUGGUGCAAAGGUGGGUGCGCGGCAACUUCCGUGAGGCGUACCUGCCGACCAUCGAAGAUACCUACCGCCAGGCGCUAGGCUGCAGCCACAAGGCGGGUGCGCUGCACAUCACCGACACCACCGGUGGCCGCCGCUACCGGGGCCUGCAGCGCCUUGCCAUUGCCAGGGGUCACGCCUUCAUCCUGGUUUAUUCUAUCACCAGGAAGCAAACCCUGGAGGAGCUGAAACCUCUCUAUGAGCUGAUCCGUCAACUCAAAGGUAACAACCCGCAAAAGUGCCCCGUCAUCCUGGUGGGCAACAAGUGCGAUGAGAGCCGUCGGGAGGUGAGUGAGAAGGAAGGCGCUGCCUAUGCGUGCGAGUGGAAUUGCGCCUUCUUGGAGACCUCGGCCAAGAUGAAUAUCAACGUCCAGGAGCUGUUCCAGUUGCUGAUAAAUUUCGAGAAGAAGCCCGCCGCCGCCGCCGCAGCCCCCGCCAGCGCCCAGCCUCCGCAGAAGAAAUCCCAGAUCCCCAAGACCGCCGAGAAGCUGCUGGGCAAGUGCAUCGUCAUGUGA